AUGCCGGAUUCCAGACGCCCGUUGGCUCCUGCCCCGACUGGUGCGAUCGCCGGAAAUGGCAUUCCGCAACGGAGGAAGAACGUCGGUACUGCGUGCUUGGCGUGUAAAGCGCGCAAGCUGAAGUGUACUGGAAAUUCUCCCUGUGCGAACUGCAUCAAGAAUGGCCUCGAGUGCACCUUGAAUCAAGCCGCCGACAAACGCCGUCGCGGCCAUAUGAAACGGAAGAUCGAUCUUCUGGAGGAUAAGGAGGAUCUCUUGAUCGGGCUAGUCGGCGUUCUGCGUGAAACUGGCAACCGUCGCACCAUCACCUUGUUGAAUCUCAUCCGCAGCAAUGCUUCGCUGAGUGAGAUCCGGAAUUACAUCGACCAGGAGCUGCCUGAAGCUGAUCUCGAACGGACCCCGGAACUGGUCGAAGUGUGCCAUAGGGUCCAGCGUCUACCACAGACCGAGUCGCGCUCCGUUCGCCGCAUUCUCGAUGCCAAACGACUGUCGGAUAUUCCACGAUUCCGUGUCCCUGCGCAACCGUGGACUGCUGUUGACGAUGACGAUUUUGUCUCGCAUCUUGUUUCCCUGUGGUUCACCUGGUGUCACCCGUUUUGCAACUGGAUCGACCGCGAGCUCUUCAUCCGGGACAUGCAGACGGCGAAUCCCCGUGCGUCGUACUGUUCCCCGUUCUUGGUAAAUAGUAUUCUUGCGGAUGCAUGUGCCUACUCGGAUUACCCCGAGGCAUAUGCGAAAGCGGGGGAUGUCUCGAGUCGAGGAUCGAAUUUUUACGACGAGGCAAAACGCUUGCUGGAUAAAGAAGAGGGGCGGAUCUCCCUUCCGACUGUCCAAGGAUUGGGGGUCCUGUGGUCGUGUUCUUUGAUGACUGGUCGCGACCGCCAAGGUUGGAUCUUUCGCAGCCAGUUGGCGUACUCGGUACAGGAACUUGCUCAGAACGAGUCAGUUCAGGCACCGGAAGCAGACGAGAAUGCGUUUCGAAUGGCUGGAGUGAUCAGUCAUGCACACUGGGGUUUAUUCAACAUUGCCACGGUGCAAGCUUUGUUCCAGAAGAAAAUGCCGCCGAUCAAGCCGCCGGCACCAGUCUCACUGCCACCUGUCAGACAUGAAUACGAGCAGGACGACUGGCAACCUUAUCCCACGUUCGCUGAGAGAAUCCAGUCGCACACGGACUGCCUUUUCAACGCGCUCUGCAAACUGAACCUGAUUACGUACGACCUGUGCCGGAUUUUCUUCCGAGGUGACACCGAGCAGUCCCACGUCGAAAUGCAGCGUCAGACUGAGGCGGUACACAGUCGAUUGCGCCAAUGGGCGGACCAUCCCCCGGGGUGUCUUAAGGGGAGUGAAAUCGAAGCGCCACAUACCCUGUGCCUGCACAUGUACUACCAUGUCAUCAUCAUGACCAUCUGCAGCCUUAGCAGGGCCGUUUUCGGAACGGACCAUGCUUCCCAGGACGAGCUGCGCCUCUCCUCGGCACGCAACAUCGCCCAGCUGCUACACAUCCACCGCACCUCGUGGGGGGUGGACCGCAUGCUGGUGCACAACAUUCAUUGGAUCGCAACGGCAUUAUUCGCUCUGGUUGACCGACUGGACGAUCCGAGCAACCGCAACGCGUUCAUUAACAUUUGUGUCACUGCCAAAGCCUUCUCGCGAAGAUGGGAGUCGAGUAACACCAUCCUUCGUUCGCUACAAGCUACGGCGCGGGAGAGGAAUAUUGUCCUGCCGACGGAGACCGAUCCACUAUUUGCAGAAUUGGAGAAACACCGUCCGCAUCGGUUGCACAUCAAACAUGAUAUAUCGACUGAUCCGGGGAGUAGCGAUGUGUGA
Molecule: messenger RNA, 1827 nt
Organism: Aspergillus tanneri
Lineage: Eukaryota; Fungi; Ascomycota; Eurotiomycetes; Eurotiales; Aspergillaceae
Product: putative C6 transcription factor
Exons: 6
Coding region: 1-1827 (608 amino acids)
Biological process (GO): regulation of DNA-templated transcription; DNA-templated transcription
Molecular function (GO): zinc ion binding; DNA-binding transcription factor activity, RNA polymerase II-specific; DNA binding
Source: RefSeq, a predicted model, not a curated record